Messenger RNA from Colletotrichum higginsianum IMI 349063, 1872 nucleotides. RefSeq names its product MYND finger. NCBI's taxonomy places the organism in Eukaryota, Fungi, Ascomycota, Sordariomycetes, Glomerellales, Glomerellaceae. Gene Ontology annotation, biological process: ubiquitin-dependent protein catabolic process; establishment or maintenance of cell polarity. Gene Ontology annotation, cellular component: MUB1-RAD6-UBR2 ubiquitin ligase complex. The coding region runs from base 1 to 1872 and encodes 623 amino acids. The transcript has a single exon. The record is from RefSeq and is a predicted model, not a curated record.
AUGAGAGAAGUCAACUUCAGCAUCCCCAACGUCAACAAGGCGUCGGUCGGCAUUACGACCGCCCUUUACGAUCGACGAGCUCUCGACUGUACAUCCACUCUUCCUCUCAUUAACUCUCUCAACCAUCUCGCCUACCUCACCACCUCAUCCGCUCGCAUCCGUGACAUCCUUACCGUCGAUGGCGGCAUCGAGCGCUUGGUGUGCAUUCUGAAACGCGGCCGCAGCAAGGACAUGAUGGAUAUGUGGAAGUGGAACUUGGCCUUCCAGUGCGUCGUCAACAUUGGUGUUAGGGGCACCGAAAAUGUUCGCACCCGCGUCGUCGAGGCUGACAUGGUCCCCGUCAUCGCUACCAUUCUCGACAACUACAUAAAGGUCACGGAGAAGUGCAGAGAUAAAUCCGACGAUAAGAGCAAGGAUCAUCACCACCGUCACAGGAGCCACGAGCACCGCAGUGUUCACAAGGCUCCUUCCUUCACCAACAGAUCCAGCCGUGUUGAGGUCGACCAGAGAGCCUCUCGCCGCCAGGCACCCCCUCCAUCCAUCGACGUUUCCGCAACCUAUGCCGGGUCCUCGUCGUCCAGCUCUGCAGUCGACCAGCAGACUACUGAGUUCACACCCACGCCACCCCAGUACCCGUCCGCGUCCUCGACUGAGCGACCUGCCCUCCCAGCUCACCGACAUCACCAUCAUCACCACCACCAUUACCGUGCUACCGAGGCCCGUCAUGCUGUGCCAUCUCCACCUCGUCAGACGGUCCAACCGCUUGCACCGGCUGUGCCUGCUGCGGAAACCAUGGAGGGCUUCGUUCGGCCUGUCCGCGAUGUUGAUCGCCUUGCGUCAAUGAUAAAUUUUGGCAACGCGAACUUGACCUCGCAGCCGUCCUCACCCACAACCCCCUUGCCGCCGCCCCAGAUGCGUUCUCCCACCGUUCGACCCACCUCUGGGCUCGCACCAACUAGCCGAUCCCGGCGCCGUCCUUCCAUCCGACACCAGAACUCCACCGUCGACUCGGACGAUUUGGUUGGCGACGAUGCGCCCUCUGACGAAUCUCCGGAUGCGGAGAUGUCGGGAACUGGUAAUGAGGCCGCUGUCAACAUUCAAGAUAUUACCAUGGAGGAAGGGGAUAGCAUGCUUGCUGGCUCCACGACUAUGGAUCUGAAUACUCCUACCGUGUCAGAGACUCAGGAUACCGGAACCUUCAACAUAACGCACCGCGGCCCCGUUGAGACGAGCAACAAUGCCGCCACGACUCCCGCUCCUGUGCCGCCCAUCGGUCUUUCGCCAAACCGUCCCGCUAUGGUUACUCCACCUCAGCCAGCCAUCCCCAACGCCAGCGUUCCCCGAUAUCUGCUCGAUCGGCAGUUUGUUCCCAACGCCCAGAUGCUUGCUGCUAUGCCUCGUGAAGAGGACGUUUUGAUGUCUCUCCAGUUGCUUGCGUACGUCUCCAAGUACUGCGGCCUGCGGUCUUACUUUCAGAAGAGUCACCUCGUUCCCCGGCUCAAAAUCGGCAAGGAACUUAAUUUUUUGGACGGUGAGAACGCCGCCACAGAUGUUGAAGAAGAAGAACUGGAGGACGAGUACUUGCUUCCCGACGACUUCAACAUAUUCCCUCUCGUGGAAAAGUUCACAGUCCGACACCACAGUACGGAUAUGCAGUACUGGGCUGGCGUCGUCAUGAGAAACUUGUGCCGAAAAGACGAUACCCGUGGAGGUAUCCGACAAUGCGCCUACUAUCAGUGCGGCAAAUGGGAAGAGUUCACCCGACAAUUUGCCAAAUGCCGCCGUUGCCGCCGCACAAAGUAUUGCAGCAAAGAAUGCCAAAAGAGCGCGUGGGCUUUUCACCGACACUGGUGUGUCGCCGCAACCCAAUGA